AUGACUGGUGGUGUGUUCCAGUGUUUGGUGGGGGCACACAGUGAAGACAAGAUCUUACAGAUUCUCAACCAGCUAAAUGAUGGGGAAAUCAGUCUUUCUGAUUUCCGAAUCAAGGCUAAAGAAAUUAAGGAGGAAGAGAAAGAAGACUCUACUAUGAAAGAGAUAGAGUUGGUCAGACUAAGAAGAGAAGUUCACAGACUUCAAGCAGAAAACCGGCGACUGACAGUAAUUCUGAUGGAAAAGAGUCAGGAAAAGGAGACAGAGACUGCUGAGCCUGAAGUCCAGACCCUUGAGUCUGAAGACCAGACUAUUGAGCCAGCAGUCCAGACUGAUGAGACUGAAGUCAGUGGACCUAGUGUAGGUGGUCUUGUGAUGGCAAGGUGGUCACCAGACAAGGUCUUUUAUGAGGCAAAGGUCCUGUCAAUAACAAAGAAAGGUUAUACUGUUAAGUAUACUUUGGACGGCUACAAGAGGACAUACCCUCAGAAGUAUUUGAAGCCACUAUAGAACUAUUGAUACUCAGUUUAUUGAUGCUUUAAUGUGCAGUGCAU
Molecule: messenger RNA, 551 nt
Organism: Mytilus trossulus (common blue mussel)
Lineage: Eukaryota; Metazoa; Mollusca; Bivalvia; Mytilida; Mytilidae
Exons: 5
Coding region: 1-507 (168 amino acids)
Source: RefSeq, a predicted model, not a curated record